AUGCCAGCAAUGGCCACAGAAGCGGCGCGGUGCGAAGAACUGUGCAAGUCGACACCUUGCGACGGGGAAGCAGAAGCUGCCAUGGCGCUCGCGCGAGUUAUGUUGCCGAAGUCCCUGGCGCAUCUCGACACGCGGCAUCCGAACCAGUGCGGUAUUGCUGCGACAGUGCUAAGGUUGCUGCGAUGCACGAGCAUCCAGCGCUGUGGCCAUCUUUGGUUUCUCCUCACCCUGGUUGUGGGCAAAAAAACGCCCAGACCUUCCUUCUUGGAGCUUCGGAGACAAGAGGUCUGGCUGAGCUUGGAGCAAAAUAUGACCGGCAGGCUUAGCACGAUCCGCUCGGCUGAACUCAGGAGGAAGCUUCAGAGUUGCGAGAUUCCCGCGAGACAUUGGUCUUUUGGACACAAUGUCACUGACCUGCAUGGUAUCGAGUCAGAAUCAACAUUCAUGUUGUAUGGCGACAGCACAGAGUAUUUCCAGAAAGCAAACGUUGAGCCGUUUGCUCGCCACCUAGAGUGCUAUGCCAAAGCUCGAGGUAUGAGGUUCGUAGUCAACACAGACGGUUUGCCCAUACACAACACGGUUUUGCACAGCAUCGGCGCGAGUGCCGACAAAGAUUCUGGCUGGUAUUUUUCCAUCCGCGAGGAGGUGCCACAAGGUACUGCGGAUGCAUUCGCGUCUUUAAUCUGGAGGACACUUGCAGCUUCCGAGCUGCACCUCCUGCCGAGAGUUGCGGAUCACUCGCCAUCCUUGCAUGUGAAUUGGAGAGAACCACUUGUGUGGGGCAAGAUCUGGGUGAUGGAGGACGAGUUGAGGAGAAUGAAAGAUGGGGCGUUCCUUGUCUUCUGGGACUCCGACGUGACCAUUCGGCCCGAUAGUUGGCACCGUGGCAUUGUGGAGUUGUUGUUGAACAGGUCGGCGAGUAGACCAUACGGCGAAGAGAUAGGGCACGUCUUUGUUGCAGAUACCUUCCCUGGUUCAGAGUGUGUAAACAGUGGGUUUACUGCCUUUCGAAACACCGAGUUUAGCAGAUUCUUGCUGAGCCUCUGGAAAGAGAAGAUUUCCUGGGCUGCGACUUGGAAUCAGGGUUCUUUGGCUGAGACCAUUCUCGAGAUUGUGGGCCUUGAGGCACAUCAUCGAACAAAAGGUCGUCUUAAAUACCGCCACACCUGCCUGCCCUUGAUGUUGCCCGACAUGACCGGCGUCAUGUCUUACAGAAGCUAUUGCGACUGUUGGCACAAAGAGUUAGAGCGGCUUGCUGGACGAUACAGGCAGCGCAAGAGCCGCAUCGUCAGCUUUGUCGACCCCGAAGCUGUAGCCGUGAACUUCGUCGCCCACAACCUCUUUGUCCAUCACGACAACAACCUGAAGGGCAUGCGUUUGGUCACUUGGCCAACAAAAUGGACAACCCAAUGGCUGCCGGAAUCUACGAACAAGUCAUCCUGGAGGCUUCAGAAGCCUCUGACGCCCUUGGCAGUGCAUUGGGCGGGCAUUGGCUCAGGGCGCUUGAAGCUCAUGAGGGAGUAUCUGCGAAACUUCGGCUUGAGUAUUCAAGGCUGCCCACAAAGUUCCAAGGAGUGGUCCGACUUUGGGAGUGGUGCUCGACAGCUGCGGUGCUGCGAGCGGUUUUUGCAGACCUUGGCUGAGGAACCUGAAACGAAGCUGGAGCCCUGGAGCGCCGGGGACAUCGGCUGCCACGAGUGGUCUCCGGUGCGCCGGGAAGACUGCGCGAAGAUUUUUGGUGCGGCUUGGCAGGAGAUGCUGUCAGCACUCGAGGCAUCGCAGCAUGGGCAAGAAGAGCAGAGAAGCGAUUGA
Molecule: messenger RNA, 1812 nt
Organism: Symbiodinium natans
Lineage: Eukaryota; Dinophyceae; Suessiales; Symbiodiniaceae
Source: the annotation of a GenBank genome assembly